AUGGCGACUGAAGCGGAGAAAUCGGCGGUGGACCAAAUUGCUCCGCCUCCGGCCCCCGUUGUUGCUCCCUUUGCCCCCCCGGCUCCUCCUGCUGUUGUUGCGAUGUCCUCAGUUCCAGUCCCGCUGGCGCCCGCUCCCCCACCGAGCGUUUCACCCACUGUUCCCGCGUACGGCGCGCCGUUUUUCGUUGCGCAGCCGUCGCUUGUGGCGCCGCCGCCUGUCCUAGCUGUCGCUGGGGGCCCUGCGCCAGGGACAGCGGUGGGUGCCGGCCCCGACUCUGCCCACCUGGUGGCCCCUGCGGCUGCGCCUGUACAUCCCGUCACGCAGCGGCUCGCGGAGUCACAGAUACGCGGUGCUGCGGGGGGCAAUGCGGCAGCGCAUCGGGGGCGAGGUUCUCCUCGGCGUCGCCCCUCCUCGUCGUAUCGGUCGGCGCACCGCGGAGGCCGCGGUGGCUGGUGGGGAGGUCACGGUCACGGGCGCGGUGGACCAAGCGAGAUGCAGCAGCUGCGCGAGGAUAACCCGGGGAUGUUAGCUGCGGCGAUGCACAAUGCUCUGAAUGGCGCACCGAAUCUUGGAAGCUCGCUGGCUCCCGCCGCUCCUACGCCUGCACCAGCUCCUGUGAAUGUGCAAGCUCCGGCCGCGCCCCUUGCUGCUCCUGUGCCACACGCAUCGACGUACCCGCGGGUUCCCGCUCCUGGCGGUGAUCGUGCUCCGCAUGCCUCCUUGCGUCCCGUUUCUGCUGCGCCAUAUCCCCCUCUGCCCUGGAUUCCCCCUCUUCCGGACACGGGAUUUGUGGGAGCGGGAGGCGGAGGGGCGAGGGGGGCCUUCGUCCCUCCGCGACAGCGUGCUGAUGUUCCGUCAGCCCAGCACAUGGUAUCACGCAACAUCACGGCCAGCCUGCGCGCGGCCCACCUGCCAUCAGCACCUGACGCCAUCGUGCUGCCCAUGGUGCGCCUCGCCCUCUCCUGCACCGCUUCCGACCCCCUCUCCCGCCCCACUGUCACCGACCUGCUCCGCUCCAUCAAGGGUCUCAAGCGCUCCCUCUCCGCCCUCCCGCGCCCUGCCGUGCCUGGCAAUGGAGGGACGAGCAGGGAUGGUGCUGCCCGUGGUGGGGGGGCUGGAGAGCAGCAGGGUGGGGAGAAUGGGGAUGGGCAACGUUUCAGUCAGAAUGCGCUAGAUGCAAAAUUAGACUGGCUUCUGGAGGAAGAGGAUAGUGGUAGCGACCGUUUGCUUUCUCUCCGCCCCGCUCCCGCCCACUGGCAGACCCUACUCCAAAACUCGCUUGCGCCGUUCCUCUACCCGCUCCUCCUCUCCCACUCCCCCUCCGCCGCUGCGCGCCAAGCCGCACUAAACGGAACUACAGCCGCCUGCAACGUGUCCGCCCUUGCCGCCGAGGCAGUGGCGUAUGAGGCGGCCAGAGGUAGCGGCGGAGAAGGCGGAGGGGCGAGCGGCGGAGACGGCGGAGGGGCGAGCGGCGAGGUGUCGACGGCCGACGUUUCGGCGCCGCCGGGUGCGGCGGGCGACGUGACGACGCCGAAAGAACUAGCGCGCUACACGGACAUCAUAGACGCGAGAUCCCGGCGGAACCAGUCAGACGCGAAUGAAGCGAGUGUGCUGGAGGCGGAGGCAGCGCAGUGGAAGCAGCGCACGUACCAGCAGAGAGGGUUCAUGUACCAGUUCAGUCGCACCCGUUCGCAAACUGACUUGCUAGCAACACAACCCUGCCUCCCUUCGUCCCCCUCGCAGACUGACGCGCUAGCAGCGUUUUGCCAGCUGGCAGGCAACACGUCUCAGGCGGGCGGUUAUCUGGCAAUGACCAUGGAUGACGUGGAGGCUGCCGUUUUCACGGAGGAGCCCAGAGAGCUUCUAGAGCCUCCGCCAGACGACGCCCUCCCCGUCCUCCUCACGUGGUGUUCGCAGCCGCUGUAUGGCGAGCUGGACGCGGGCAUGGUGUGGGCGUGGGCGGAGUACCACCGUGUGCAUGCCCCCGUGCACCGCUUCCUCUUCUACGACAUGGCCGCCUGGACGCCAACCCUCUCCACGCUCUUCCGCCCGUACUUCGCUGCGGGGAUUGCUGAGAUCACGGAUAUGUCCGCCGGGCACCGCCUUGGGUUCCAUGCGGGAUCGGGCCCUAAGGGGUUCUUGUCUAAGCACCAGACGCUGGCGGGCAACGACUGCAUAUUCCGCUCGCUGGCAUCGUCGCGCUGGGUGACUCUGCACGACACGGACGAGUUCCUCGCCCCCGUGCUGCCGCACUCCCUGCCCUCGCUCCUCGCCACCCACCGCCACGCGCCCUGGCUCUCCCACGGCGCCCUCGUCGUGGAUCUGUCCGUGUGUGAGGGCGCGGGCGACGUGGAGGGGAGUGACGGGAGGACUGGCAGUAGAGUUGGUGGGGAAACGCAAGGGCGUGGCGGGCAGGGGGCGGACACAGACGCAGAAGGAGAAGCAGCAGGAGAAGGGGCGGAAGCAGAAGCUAAGAGGAAGAGCGUGGAGGUCUUGUCAAAGCUUGUGUUUCGGCAGCCAGAGGUGUGGUGCAUGCAGGACGGGUCGCAGGAGCGGAUAGAUCCGGCGGUGUGUGAGGACUGGCGCGGGCACCGCAAGGUCAUUGUCAACCCCAGAAAGACGUCAGUGAUGUCCAUCCACAUGGUCAGAGAGCCGCAGACGGGCGGCGUGGUGCUCAACGCCGCCACUCACCUGCGCCACUACCAUUUGUCUGGAGUGGUCAACCCAGUCAACAAGCGCUGCAGCACUGUUGUGCCGCCAGGGGAGUCCCAUGUGUGGUUUGUGAGGGACACCACUAUUGCUGACCGGGUCUGGAUGAUAGCUAAUGCGUCUGCUCCUCAGCCUCUGCUCCUUUGA
Molecule: messenger RNA, 2859 nt
Organism: Closterium sp. NIES-65
Lineage: Eukaryota; Viridiplantae; Streptophyta; Zygnematophyceae; Desmidiales; Closteriaceae
Source: the annotation of a GenBank genome assembly